Molecule: messenger RNA, 396 nt
Organism: Aspergillus melleus
Lineage: Eukaryota; Fungi; Ascomycota; Eurotiomycetes; Eurotiales; Aspergillaceae
Gene: NdufS7
Product: ndufs7 ubiquinone oxidoreductase subunit
Exons: 1
Coding region: 1-396 (131 amino acids)
Biological process (GO): aerobic respiration; electron transport coupled proton transport; mitochondrial respiratory chain complex I assembly
Molecular function (GO): NADH dehydrogenase (ubiquinone) activity
Source: RefSeq, a predicted model, not a curated record
AUGCUAUGGAAGACUGCACCCAUUCUUCCGCAGUACCGGUUCUCUCCAACCUGGACAAAACACGCCAUCAAUAGUCCUUCGCAAUCUGUCUCGGUCCCUAGCAAGAGAAUGCUGGAAAGCUGCAUCACCUCCUGUAUGCUUCUCAGUGUUGAUCCCUACCUCAAGCCGGCCUAUACAUCCACUGACCUGAUCGUUACUAGGACUACUACUGAUCAACUGAUCAACUGGGCCCGGCAAGGAUCCCUGUGGCCUGUAACCUGCGCUCUCGCUUGCUGCGGUAUCGAAAUGAUACACGUAUCCAUGCCUCGGUACGACCAAGACCGACUAGGUAUUAUCUUCCGAGCCUCUCCGCGACAGAGUGACGCGAUGAUCGUGGCGGGCACCGUGACCAAGUGA